Lonchura striata (white-rumped munia) is the source of this 3963-nucleotide messenger RNA. RefSeq names its product fibroblast growth factor receptor substrate 2 (gene FRS2). The record is from RefSeq and is a predicted model, not a curated record. Lineage: Eukaryota; Metazoa; Chordata; Aves; Passeriformes; Estrildidae. Gene Ontology annotation, cellular component: cell-cell junction; cytoplasm. Gene Ontology annotation, molecular function: transmembrane receptor protein tyrosine kinase adaptor activity; fibroblast growth factor receptor binding. Gene Ontology annotation, biological process: fibroblast growth factor receptor signaling pathway.
AGCGCGGCCCUGUCGCUGCCGCGGUCGGAGGCGCAGCUGUGCCCCGGCCCGACGCGGGGCCGCCGUCUCGCCCGUCACAGGCGGCCCGGCGCGGCGGCAGCGCGGGGCUCACGGCCCAGUUCUAGGUCCAAUGAUUAGUUCUGUGACAAGACAGCAUGACACUUUGAGUAUGACAGAAGCCCUGAUGCUGCAGCAGAGGCUGGGAAUAUUAAUGGCCAAAUCUAGAGAUCAGAUGGUCUUCUAAAGAAGUCAUGGGUAGCUGUUGUAGCUGUCCAGAUAAAGAAACUGUCCCAGAUAACCACCGAAACAAAUUUAAGGUUAUUAAUGUGGAUGACGAUGGUAAUGAACUGGGUUCUGGCAUAAUGGAACUUACAGAUACAGAACUAGUUUUGUACACCCGUAAAAGGGACUCUGUAAAAUGGCACUACCUCUGUCUCCGUCGCUAUGGCUAUGACUCAAAUCUUUUCUCUUUUGAAAGUGGUCGAAGGUGUCAAACUGGACAAGGAAUCUUUGCCUUUAAGUGUGCCCGGGCAGAAGAGCUAUUUAACAUGUUACAAGAGAUAAUGCAGAAUAAUAGCAUAAAUGUGGUAGAAGAACCAGUAGUAGAAAGGAAUAAUCAUCAAACUGAGUUGGAAGUACCAAGAACGCCUCGAACACCUACCACUCCUGGAUUCAAUGCACAAAGUUUACCCAACGGCUAUCCCAGAUACCCAUCUUUUGGAGAUGCUUCAUCACACCCUUCCAGCAGACAUCCUUCUGUCGGCAGCGCACGCCUCCCCUCUGUCGGUGAAGAAUCAACACAUCCUUUACUUGUAGCAGAGGAGCAAGUGCACACUUAUGUAAACACUACUGGAGUACAAGAGGAAAGAAAAAAUCGAUCAAGUGUGCAUGUGCCACUGGAAUCAAAGCUUUCAAACACUGAAACAACUAAAGUGAAAGAAGACCAGAUGUGUACUGAUGACAGAGAUGCUCAGGUUCUCCUGGAGCCUGAGGGAGUGAAGUUUGUUUUAGGACCAACACCUGUUCAAAGGCAGUUAAUGGAAAGAGAGAAACUGGAACAACUUGGGAGAGAUCAAGUUAGUGGCAGCAGCACAAACAACACUGAAUGGGACACUGGGUACGACAGUGAUGAACGUAGAGAGACACCAUCUGGUAAUAAAUUGGUGUAUGAAAAUAUAAAUAGGUUAUCAAUCCCUAGUGCCUCAGGGGUCAGGAGAGGUCGCUUAACAUCAACCAGUACCUCAGACACCCAGAACAUUAACAACUCUGCUCAGAGGAGAACUGCGCUGCUGAACUAUGAGAACUUGCCAUCCUUGCCUCCUGUUUGGGAAGCCCGGAAGCUGAGCAGAGAUGAAGAUGACAGUUUAGGACCAAAGACCCCGUCUCUGAAUGGCUACCACAAUAACCUAGAUCUAAUGCAUAACUAUGUCAAUACAGAGAAUGUAACAGUACCAGCAAGUGCUCAUAAAGUAGAAUUUACACGACGUCGGGACUGUACCCCAACAGUCUUUAACUUUGACAUUAGGCGUCCAAGUUUAGAACACAGGCAGCUCAACUAUAUACAGGUUGACUUGGAAGGUGGUAGUGACUCUGACAACCCUCAGACUCCAAAAACCCCCACCACUCCACUUCCGCAAACUCCAACCAGGCGCACAGAGCUGUAUGCUGUGAUAGACAUUGAAAGAACUGCUGCUAUGUCAAGCUUGCAAAAAGCACUGCCCCGAGAUGAUGGUACUUCUAGGAAAACUAGACAUAACAGUACUGACCUGCCUAUGUGAGCCUGGGGAGCAUUGAAUCAUUUGCACCUUUUGUGAAGUUUAUAAAAUUGAAGAUGCAAGUACUUUGCAUUUCUUAACACUAACGCUUUUUAUAGACUGAGAGAACUUUUUCUGCAUACUUCAUGUACUUGUCUUACUAAAGGGAAUUAAUGUAGAGCAAGUAUUCAUUUUAGGUAACACUAUUUCAUUCUACAGUAGAAGUAAUUACUGCAUAGCAGCAUCACCACCUUUCACAGUGCCUCUUUAAUUGAUUAGAGUCUGAGUGACAUGCCAGUUUUGAAUUUAAAAAUAUUCUGGUCUGGUGCCUAUACUCAUUAAUGGCAUUUAUAACACUUUUUAAAGCCUCUUGAUAUGUGCAUUAUUAGCAGGUAAACCUAAUCUUUCAAUAUAUAUAUAUCUCUGACGUUCAUUCCUCAUUGAAGUGGUUCCUCCAGAAUGCAUUGUAUGUAAUGUGUUAAUUCACUCAGUUUGACAUGCACAGGAUAUAUUGGUUCAUCUCAAGGAAUAUGAACACCACACCUUUUUUGUCUGUGGGCAAGAAGGCCUCUAAUUCCUGAUGGUUUUCUUAACUUGUAUGGUAUUUGAGAGGUCCCAUUGAUGGUUGUUGAUUGGAGCUAUAAACACAUCAAAAACCAACCUUAAGCUCCUUCUGUUGGAUUAGAAUUCCAAGUGAUAUAUCAAAUUCCCUCUGAAAUCUGACAAAAUUUUUAUCUCGUUAGAGUUUUGGGGUGUUUUGUGAAGGAAUUCACAGGUGGGCUGUAUGAAUUAAGGCUCUCUUGUCAUUUCUUAGUUCAGUGUGCCUUCUUUUCUUUGUGUUUGUGUGUUUCCUUUUUAUUUGUUCCUAAUGUCUUGUUUUAAAAGUCAGAAUUUUGUACAUAGCUUUAAUUGUUCAGAAUCAUAUAUGUAUUUGUCUUACUCUCUGCAUUUGACAAAGCAAGACUCUUGAAGGUCAAAUGGUUGUCUUCGUCCAGUGUUCUACUUUUUUAUGCCUGACAGAAAUAUCCAAGCUCUCCAGCAGCAUGCAUUAUUGCACAACUGGAAAGGUUUAUUAUGCAGUUAUUGUCUUCCUCUAAAGUGUCAAACACAGGUUACAUGGGAGGCAGGGUACUGGACUUGAUAGUUCUUCAUAGGAAGUUGUACGUUCUAGCAAUGUGCAUCCAUAGGUGAUAGUGUACUUUAAUUUAAAAAGAUACGUAGUAAAUUAUCUGAAGGUAGUAUUAUCUAUGAGCAUACUUGUUUUCCUUUUGCAGUUAGUGAAUUUGGUUGCAAUGAUGGCUGCUCAGUGUUCCAGGUACAUCCAGGUAGAAUGUUGUUUGUUGAAUAUGCCAGAGGCACCCUUAGACUUUCUUUUUCUGUAUUGCUUAUUAGUCUCUGAAUAGCCUUAGAAUUCUGGCAGUAUUACAGGUGCACCUUGGUACUAGCAGCAGAAGAGAUUGCUCUUGAGCCUGUGAUUGCAAAGGACCUGACACUUGUGUGAACUGGUAUCAUGUAAAAUAGCCCUUGAACUGUGAGGAAAAACAUGCAAGAAAAGCCAUUUGGAGAUCUGAAAAAGCAUUCAGGGUCUCCAUGCAAUAUUUGAAUUGAAGUUUUAUAAAAACCAACUACAAUUAUUUUCUGUCUUUUGAAUUGGUGUGUAUUUCUGUUCCUACAACUUUUUUCUUUGGUCUUCUCUCACUUAGUAGUGGCAGCAGUAGUAGCAGCACCUGAAAUAUCUCUUGCCAUAUGAAUGAAUGGCAUCAGGCCACCUUUUCACUCUGGCUUUCGUUAUUCUUUACAGACUGUAUGGUACUGAAAUACCAGAUGGACAAAUAACAUAAUUUGCUGAAGUAAAAAAUGGGAGUCAUUGAGACCAUUGUGAGGAACUUAAAAGAGAUUUUUUAAUAAAAAACUUUAUUAAUUAUUUCAUGGUCAGCUUCUGCAUAAUCUUGUGAUAGACUUGCUGACUUGUGAGGAGACCUUGGUACUCAAGAAGGUAAAGACUACCUAGAGCUAGGCAUUUUAAAGGCUGUAGCCAGGUGGAUUUUGGUCUCCUCUCACAGUCAGCCAGCAACAGGACAAGAGGACAUAGGCUUAAGCUGUGCCAGGUAGAUGUUAGCAAGAAAUUCUUCACAGAAAGGCUGAUUAGGCAUUGGAAUGUGCUGCCCAGGGAGGUGGUGGAGUCACUGUCCCUGGAGGUGUUCAAGGA